GAAAGCUAAAACAAGUACAGACUACGGAGCCAAAAGCGACGACGAAACCGGGUGCUCCGACUGUCCGUCAUGAUCGGCCUAAACAAGCUGGGCACAGCAAUUACGGUGAUCAUCGCUCUCGCUCUCGCCGCUCUCUUCCUUGAAAUCCUCUACGUGCUCUGGCGCCGUCACAGGCUCCGUCGGUGCACCCACUCUGACCCCGGAACCCACAAGCUACUCCUCCACCUCCUGUGUUGGAAACGAAAGUCCCGCGUGGAACCCCAACGGACAUCCCCUACCACUUCGUCUUCUUCUCCGCCGGAGCUAGCUGAACAGGUGAUCAAGUGGCAGUGUCUGCACGGCCCCUCCAGGGUUCUGUUCACCAUCAAGGAGGAGGACAGAGAGGGGCUGGACUCCGAGAACUUUUCCUCGGCGGAAAGCGUCCUCAAGACGAAAAGGGUGUUUUACGCUGCUGCUGCUGAGUCUGGUGGCGGAGAUGAAAGCGUGGAAGAAGUGGAAGUGAUCAUAGAGACGACACCGUUUUCGACGCCUUGCGCUUCACCUCCUUACUUUACUCCGUCAUCUUCGCCGGUUCGAGAGCCGGGAAAUAGUAACGGAUGCCUGAUGAUACACUCCCCGACUGCAAAACAAGAGCCUCUUUCAAAAAGCGAGCAAGGCUUUAUGAAAGAAGAUGCCCAGGUGGAUCGAGUUUUAAGUUAGAUCCUUAGGAGGUUACCGACCAGCAAGUUAUGGAUGUGAAAGAGUCCGCCGGGUCCGUCGCCCCAAAAACUUUGCCGUUUGCUUCCAUUUUGUUCCCUCUGGUUAAUCUCACAAGACGAUCACAGCAUCUUCUGCCGGACAAGUUUUCUUUUUGUUAUGUAUUUAUUUUUCCCUUCAGGCCAGCACUGGACAACUCGCCUCUUUUCGAUUUUUUUUUUUUUUGGAGUAAAGCCCUGUUAGAAGUUAGAACCUAGAACUAGAAUUAGUGUUUUCCUUUUUCCGUGAAGCAUAGUACACUGAAUCCCUUUGAAAUUUCUUCACAUCUUUCCCCAUA
Molecule: messenger RNA, 1033 nt
Organism: Neltuma alba
Lineage: Eukaryota; Viridiplantae; Streptophyta; Magnoliopsida; Fabales; Fabaceae
Exons: 1
Coding region: 70-699 (209 amino acids)
Source: RefSeq, a predicted model, not a curated record